Molecule: messenger RNA, 1426 nt
Organism: Erinaceus europaeus (western European hedgehog)
Lineage: Eukaryota; Metazoa; Chordata; Mammalia; Eulipotyphla; Erinaceidae
Gene: TRIM54
Product: tripartite motif containing 54
Exons: 9
Coding region: 215-1309 (364 amino acids)
Molecular function (GO): zinc ion binding
Source: RefSeq, a predicted model, not a curated record
CCGUCUGGGGAGCAAGGGACAGACCGUGCUGCCCGCAGAGUGAGCAGGAGUUUGGGGAGCAAACAGCAGCACCCUCAGGGGCAGUGGCACAGGCCAGCAGAGCCGGACGGUCCUGGAGACACCCUGGGAGCACCAGGCCUGGGACAGAGGGAGGACAGGCAGCCAAAGUGCAGGCAGCAGCCGGGCAGCGGGGCCAGCGGCCAGCGCCAAGGGGAUGAACUUCACGGUGGGCUUCAAGCCGCUGCUAGGGGAUGCUCACAGCAUGGACAACCUGGAGAAGCAGCUCAUCUGCCCCAUCUGCCUUGAGAUGUUCUCCAAGCCGGUGGUGAUCCUGCCCUGCCAGCACAACCUGUGCCGCAAGUGCGCCAAUGACGUCUUCCAGGCCUCGAACCCUCUGUGGCAGUCGCGGGGCUCCAGCUCGGUGUCUUCUGGCGGCCGCUUCCGCUGUCCGUCCUGCCGGCACGAGGUGGUGCUGGACCGGCAUGGCGUGUACGGCCUGCAGCGCAACCUGCUGGUGGAGAACAUCAUCGACAUCUACAAGCAGGAGUCUUCUCGGCCCCUGCACACCAAGGCUGAGCAGCACCUCAUGUGCGAGGAACACGAGGACGAGAAGAUCAACAUCUACUGCCUGAGCUGCGAGGUGCCCACCUGCUCGCUCUGCAAGGUCUUUGGAGCCCACAAGGACUGCGAGGUGGCUCCACUGCCCACCAUCUACAAGCGCCAGAAGAGCGAGCUCAGUGAUGGCAUCGCCAUGCUGGUGGCCGGCAAUGACCGUGUGCAAGCAGUGAUCACCCAGAUGGAGGCGGUGUGCCAGACCAUUGAGGACAACAGCCGGAGGCAGAAGCAGUUGCUGAACCAGAGGUUCGAGACCCUGUGCGCGGUGCUGGAGGAGAGGAAAGGUGAGCUGCUGCAGGCGCUGGCCCGCGAGCAGGAGGAGAAGCUGCAGCGUGUGCGCGGCCUCAUCCGCCAGUACGGAGACCACCUGGAGGCGUCCUCCAAACUGGUGGAGUCGGCCAUCCAGUCCAUGGAGGAGCCGCAGAUGGCGCUCUACCUGCAGCAGGCCAAGGAGCUGAUCAAUAAGGUGGGAACCAUGUCCAAGGUGGAGCUGGCCGGGCGGCCGGAGCGGGGCUAUGAGAGCAUGGAGCAGUUCAGCGUGAGCGUGGAGCACGUGGCCGAGAUGCUGCGGACCAUCGACUUCCAGCCGGGUGCGUUCGCGGAGAACGAGGCCGAGGAGGUGGCGCUGGACGCGGACGAGGGCCCCGCGGCACUGGAGGAGGAGCGGCCGGAGGGGCCGGAAGGCCCGCAGUGACCCGCCCCUGCUGGGGCGCCCCGGGACUCGGGGUGCUGGAGACUCUGCGCAGAGACCGCCGCGCCCCCCAACCCCAGGGCCCACCGCAGCGGGGGCUCAAUAAAGGACUAAAGCGCC